GGAAAGAAGAGUAGAGAAAAACCAAGCAAGAAUCUUUAAUUCUCUCUCUAAGUUCUUCCAUCAAUCCAGCACGGUACAUUUAGAUUCAUUUGUAUAUAUAUUAUCUGUUCGCAGUCGGGGAUUCCAAGGGAUCACUGGCCAUUUCCUACGAUCUUCUUCAGCCGGCGGAUUCUGUGAUGUUUUGUUGACAAGUUUUUAGGGUUUCAAAUUCCAAUUUACCCAUCAAUUUUCCACUAUGCAUAUGUACACGCAUGUGUCUUCCUGUAUAAACCAGUAAUCGGAAACGCAUCUAUGGUUUACAAAAGCUUUUCAUGGCCUUACGGUGGUACUGAAGUCUUUCUUGUUGGUUCCUUCAAUGGGUGGACUAACCGGAUACGGAUGACUCCAUUAGAGGGUUCUUCCACAAUUUUCAUUGUAACUUGCGAUGUUCCUCCUGGCUAUCAUCAGUACAAGUUCUUGGUGAAUGGUGUCUGGAGAAUCGAUAAUCAACAAAGAUGUGUUCAGGAUGAAAAUGGAGCGAUUAAUAAUUUCAUGCAUGUCGAGAUUUCAGAAUCUAAUUCUUCUGGAUUUCAUCCUGGAAAUUAUGAUCCAAACAUGAUGUUAGAUAACACUGCAAGCAUACAACUUCCGACUCCACUUCCAAGUGUCACGAUGGAGCUGCAGCUGUUAGAUACAGACAAAGAUGUUUUUCAACGUAACAUUUUCACGCACUUAUCAAGUCAGAAAAUAUUUCACUUGAUGCCUCAAUCAGGCAAGGUUUUUGCAUUGGAUGAUGAAGUGACCAUAAAAGAUGCUUUCCACAUUAUGCAUGAACAGGGACUGGAUUCUGUACCCAUUAUGGAUGGGAACCGCAGACAAAUUUCAGGAAUGCUAACUGCUUCUGACUUCAUUUUGAUAUUAAUUGAGCUGAAUAGAAAUCGUGCAAUGCUGACAGAUGAACAAGUUGAAAUGCGUAGUAUUAGUACUUGGAAACAAGAAAAAUCUCGAUUCUACGGAGAAGCAGCUGUGGCUGCCGAGCUGAUGUUUAGGAAGACUUUAAUCCAGGCUAAUCCAGAUGAAUCUAUAAAAGAUGUGUCUCUUAAGAUUCUACUGAAUAAGAUAUCAAGUUUACCCAUUGUACACUCAAUGGGUGAUGGAUCUUGUCCGCAAUUGUUACAUGUGGCCUGCCUUGGCGGAAUUCUAAAAUACAUAUGCACGCAAUUCCGCAACCAUCUGAAUCAUCUUCCUCUUUUAAGGCGGCCAAUUGGAAGCCUCCAUUUGGGUACAUGGACCAGUAAAGAUGGACGAGCAAGCAGUCAACUUUUAACUGUACAUCCUACUGAAGUUCUUGGUUCUGUCCUGAAUCUUUUAUUAAAAGCUCAAGUAAGCUCAUUGCCUAUUGUAAAUAGUGACGGAUCCCUUGUAAAUGUGUACUCCCGGAGUGACAUAAUGUCAUUGGCCAAAAAUGAUGCAUAUGUUCGUGUUCAACUUGAUGGAACAAUUUUGACUCAGGCAUUGGAGCUAGUUGAUGGGCAAAGGUACGGUACUUGUACACGCUCUGAUCCUUUGUAUGUAGUGAUGGAGCGCCUUUCGAAUCCAGCUGUGAGACGGCUAGUAGUGAUUGAGGCUGGUACAAAUCGUGUUGAAGGCAUUAUCACGUUGAGAGAUGUAUUCACCUUCAUUCUCAGUUAAAACAAAGGCUGCUGUAAAUUCAUUCUCCUCUCCCAUUUACUAUCGGAUUUGCAUUACAUAAUCACUUCCUACAUGUUGCACACAUUUAGCGACUAUUGGUUUAUUUUCACUAGCCUGAAAAUGCAAUUUUAUUCAUAUAAACUUCCAAAUAUCACACAAUCCAAUCUCCCAAAGCUUCGGAUCACAUAAGAAACCUCGAACAGUCAGACAUCUUGAAAUGAAGUUUGUAAUUGAUGACAAACUGACAAUUGCUGAUUGUUAGAAGCUUAUGAUUUGUUACAUGUGUGAAGAGAUGGUCAUAUCCAUUUUAUUCUUUAAA
Messenger RNA from Impatiens glandulifera, 1990 nucleotides. Its product is annotated as sucrose nonfermenting 4-like protein. The record is from RefSeq and is a predicted model, not a curated record. The coding region runs from base 292 to 1671 and encodes 459 amino acids. NCBI's taxonomy places the organism in Eukaryota, Viridiplantae, Streptophyta, Magnoliopsida, Ericales, Balsaminaceae. The transcript has 14 exons.